AUGACGAAUACCUGUCCAGUGUCAGGUGGGCUAUUCUAUCAUGCUUUUCUAUCAUAUAUUUACUACUAUAAAAAAGUUUGUUUUUUCAUAUGCAGCCUGUGUGACAGCUGCACUGGCCAGAGUUAUCAGCUCCCUGUGCUGGACUCAGUGUUUGUUCGCUCUCACUGGAGAAGGACUGGACUCGCUUUACGGAUGCUGGAGGAUUUCUGCUCGUCUCAACCCUCUGAGGCGAUUCUGGGAAUUAGCUUUCCUAUGUCUCCUGGCAUGUAUGGAGUUUGCAAUAAGUUUCUUGAGAUCCACGAAGAAGAAAGAGACCGUCUCUAUGAGGUGGAAGCCCCGGGUGGAUGGGCUCAGAGACGCAAUGUGUGGUUAAAUAUCCAGCUGCGGGACUUUCCAAAGCACUGUGGAAACUCAGAGCAGAGUCCACAAUGCUCAUAUAGUCACGAAAGAAGUGAAGCUAAUUUAGAGGAAGAGGGGAUUCUGCUACAAUGUGAAUCAUCAGUCAGUCUCAAAGACACAUCAAGCUCAGGAAAGAAGCGACCUGCGGAUCAGACCAACACAGGGACUAACCUUAAAAAAGCCAGGACUUAA
Sinocyclocheilus anshuiensis is the source of this 591-nucleotide messenger RNA. Its product is annotated as protein FAM169B-like. The coding region runs from base 1 to 591 and encodes 196 amino acids. Lineage: Eukaryota; Metazoa; Chordata; Actinopteri; Cypriniformes; Cyprinidae. The record is from RefSeq and is a predicted model, not a curated record. The transcript is spliced from 4 exons.